GCUCUCCGGGUUUUCUAGCUUGCCUCCUUCUCGUCCAACUCUCACACACUGUCAGAGCGCGGAGUUGACAACCUCUGUCCACUUUAGCCGUUGCGAGGCAGCCUGCUCUUUCCUCAGCUGAAGCUCUCAUUGACUCGGGUCUGUGUCCUCAUGCAAGGCUGCUGAAGAAGCUCUGAGAAUCCGUUUUUUUAUUCUCUCUUUGCUCCUAAAUCCCUCAGAUCGGACUCAUCAACGCUUCAUUACAGCAAAGCUCCUAAAGACAAGAGAAUACAAAAUAAGUGAACGUUUAAUUUCAAGACUUGUCACUGCCUACUAAUACUCUUCACGAUGUCUGGCGAUGAUGCACCUGCUCAGCAGCAAAACGCCGAGGAAACAAAGCAAGAGAAUGAGCCCAGCGACGAGCCGAAAUCUGAGUCUAAGCCGGAGUCACCGCCAGUCAGUUCAACCGAGGCGGCAGCCACACCUGCGGCGACCGAGAAGGUCCCCGAGGAAGAGCAGUUUACCUACCGCUCCCUGGUCCUUUCCGGCUACGGGGGCUAUGAUAAGGUGAAACUGCAGGUGAAGAAGGGGAAGCCGGCACUCAAGGCCGGAGAAGUCAUGGUUCGGGUCAAGGCAUGCGGGCUGAACUUUGCCGACCUGCUGGCCCGGCAGGGUCUGUACGACCGGCUGCCGUCCCCGCCUGUCACGCCGGGGAUGGAAUGCUCCGGGGAAAUCGAGGCUGUGGGAGAAGAGGUGACGGAUAGAAAAGUGGGUGACAAGGUGCUGGUGCUCAACCGCUGUGGGCUGUGGCAGGAGGUGGCCGUGGUGCCCGCUACCCACACGUUCCUCAUCCCAGAGGGCAUGACUUUUGAGGAGGCCGCCGCCCUCCCCGUCAACUACAUCACCGCCUACAUGAUGCUGUUUGACUUUGGCAACCUGAGGCCCAACCAGAGCAUCCUCAUUCACUCUGCUGCAGGUGGGGUGGGCAUCGCGGCCACCCAGCUGUGCCAGACAGUGAAGGACGUGACCGUGUUCGGGACGGCGUCGGCCAGUAAGCACGAGACCAUCAGCCAGGGCGGAGUCACGCACUGCAUUGACUACCGUACAAGGGACUACGUGGAGGAGGUCCGCAAGAUCAGCCCCAAAGGGCUGGAUAUUGUGCUGGAUCCUCUGGGAGGCUCAGACACCCACAAGGCGUACAACCUGCUGAAGCCCAUGGGCAAGCUCAUCACCUACGGUGCAGCUAACAUGCUAGCAGGCCAGAAGAAGAACCUUCUGGCGGUGGCUAAGACCUGGUACCACCAGUUCUCCAUCCACACGCUCAGCCUGAUCCAGAACAACAAGUCAGUGUGUGGCUUCCACCUGGGCUACCUGGACGGAGAGGUGGAGGUCAUCCUGCAGGCCAUGACCACCAUCCUGGACCUCUAUAGGCAGGGCAAGAUCAAACCACGCAUCGACUCCACCUAUCACCUCGAACAGGUGGGCGAUGCCAUGCGGAGAAUGCAGGAGAGGAACAACAUCGGCAAGGUGAUCCUCAUCACCGAGCCUAUGCCAGAGGAGGAGAAGAAAGAGGAGCCUAAGAAAGAGGAGAAGAAGGAGGACAAGAAAAAGGAGGACAAGAAGAAAGACGACAAGAAGAAAGAGGACUCCAAGAAGGAGGACAAGAAAGAAGAGAAGAAGAAGGAAGAGCCGAAGAAGGAGGAGAAAAACGAGGAGAAAAGCGAGGUGAAGAAAGAGGAGAAGAAGGAGGAGCCCAAGAAAGAGGAGAAGUGAGAGUGAGGGAUUGAUGGAUGGAUGGAUAGUCAGGCAGGCAGACCAUCGGGGAGCUCUUGUCCUGUGAGCAGGGGUUUGGUUUGGGAGGGGCUGACAGGGCAGGGGAAAUGUGGUAGGGGAGGGAAAGGGAGGUGUAAUGUGUGUGGGUUGGACUUGGGAGAGCGGGGGAUGGGUGUGGGCUUUAUAGACUCAUUGCACAGCAGUCAAUCUGUCAUCCCUACCAUCAUCUCUCAGACCCCUCCCCAGUCCACUCUGACUGCGAAUACUCAGGCCUGGGCCUAUACCCACCCCUCCUCCACUCUCUCUCCUCCCCCACUCAAGCAAGGGUCACUUUAUUUCUGAAUCCCCAGUGCACCUUAAUGACAGCCGGGCUCACAAAACAGUUCCCGCCCUCACCUCGCCACCAUGGGAAAAUGACCACUACUAUACGCUAUCCUAUGACUCAUGUCAUAACAGUCUGAAGGUGUUGCCUGUUGAGACCCCAGAGAGAGAGAGAGACACACAGAGGGACGGUGUGGGUAUAAUGCCCAGGCCUGGGGCGCAUCACUGUUGCCUUGACAACAAUAAUUCGACCCAUUCCAACUCACACAGUGCCCCUCCUCCCUCCAUGUCGACUCCCACUAUGCUAGAUUGCCCUGCGCUGACUUCCACCUGCCACCUCUCCUUCCUCUCCCUCUACUAAGUUCCCCCUACCCUCCCCCUCUCCCUAUGGUAUAAACCCACAGACAGACCGACAGACAGAACCACACCCACCCACCAUCUCACAUACGGUCCAGUGUUGUGUUAUGUCACUGUGCAUGAGUCAGUCAGUGUUUGCUUGUCUGUGAUUGGCUAUCAGCUCCCCUGGAGAUGUUUGCAUGGCUGUGUGAUGCUUGACUCCAAAGCCAGUGGUUACAGAACUCCCCUGUCAAUCACCACGACCCACUCUUUAUUUAAGUAUAUAAAGAAAGAUUAGUGGCACAUCCCAUAAAUGCCAUGACACUUCUAGUAUCACACAGCUCCACCUCACAGCUGAGCCCACACUACAUGUCCCAUAAUCCUAGAGGUGACACACUAGAGACCAGACGAUAGCGUGUGACAGGAUGAAGCUCCAGAUAGUGAAUUAAUGAGCCAUUUGGUCCAGUAUUUGAUAGGGAGGAAGAAAUAAGGGCUUAGUCUUGGUGCUCUGUAGUCACUGAUGUUUCUAAUGAACCAACUGUUGGCAAGCAGCGCACAGUGCCAAUUAGGAGAGAAAAUUGUUUCUCUUCAAACAAGGGGCACAAACACACACACACACACAGGACGAUGUGUUCAAAGAGGCAGUGUUGUGUAGAGACACUAAAACAUUUGAAUGGAGUAAGAUAGAGUGAAUGCUGCCCAGUUCCUUGAUAUCAGACCCUGUUGCUCCCCUGACAUUCCAUGGCAUUCCACUCCUUUCACAGUGACCGCUCGCUCGCCUGUCCCUCGCCCUGAUCUGGAACAGGGGAGUUUAGAAGGGUAAAAACUCCUUCUGGUGUGCAUUCUCACCCAUCCCUCCCCCUUCUCUCCAUCUCUCUCUCUCUGUGGUCGGCAUAGCAACAGGCAACAGGCUCGUCAGAGAUGGCGCUGUGGUCUAUUUCUCAGUCUAUCUGAGUGAGUGAGUGAGUGAGUGAGUGAGUAGUAAAGUGUCUAAUGAAACCCCCGGCUUUAGUACUGAAGCUGUAGUACAGAGCAGUAAAAUCAGGCUAACAUCCUAGUUACUACACUCUACACUACUACCCUCAGCAUAUUAUGAGGACAUUCAAGUCCCAUAUAGUCUGUGUGGGGGUGGCACACCUAGGGCCGCAAUCAAUAGUUGGCCUCUCCCAUACAAAUGCACUGCUGCCCCUUGUGGACAUAAUGUAGAACAGCAAGACUGGUUUUCCGAAGUUGAUUAUAGGGGACUCAUUUCUAUCUAUAAAGCAGGGUUUUGUUUUCAACCUCCUCUAAAUUAUAUUGAAUUCAUCUGAUACUCAAUUCUUACGUCAGAGAUGAAUUGUCUAUAAUAAACCAUGGACAGAAGCUAAACCCGUUAUGAGCAGGAGCCCUGCAGUACGGACUUCAAAAACACCCCACUACUAUCCCAUUUGGAAAGAUGUGUGAAUCCAUGCUCUUCACACACUUGCCUGUCUGCCUGCCUGUCUGUCUGUGAAGUGUCUCAGAUGGUGACUAUAGUGACUUUGUAAAGAAGCUGUUGUGUUAGCAUGAGUGGCCUCCCUCAUGUCGUGUUGUCAGUCAUUGUGUGUGAAGAUGUGUGUGUCCUCAGGUCGUUUGUCAGGUUACAAAAAAAAGACUCCCACCUGCCCCUCCCCAACCCCAUUACAACCUCCCCUUCCUUACACUCUUUAUCUGCUUCACAGCUAUCUAGCUCUCUUUCUCUCUCUCCUCCCCUUCUCUGAUGAGGCCAAUGUUAAGAGGACAGUUGGUAUAGGUAUUUUGCACUCUGCUCGCUGAUCUUAAUGUACUUCCAGGCAUGGCAGUCCCGCUCCAGUCCCACUGUCUCUGAAUCCGCUCCGCUCUUUCCCCACUCAAAGAGACCAUACUGUAUCUGCUGAAACUCACGGGAAGUACAGUGGAAGUGACUCUUUUGCAUGCGCGCGAAACACAAGCACACAUCUCCUCCUCUACCCUCUGCCAGCUUCUCCUGGGUGGCAGCUCAAAUGAAAGCAUUCAUUCAUCCAGGGCUGUGAAAGUGACGACCUGGUGUAGCGGGGACAGCACUGGGCCUGGGGACGGAGUGUGAGUGCCAUGCCGGUGUGGGGAGUGACUGUGUUCUGUCAGGCUCUGGUUAGUGUUAUUUUCUGAUCUGCUGGGCUCCUUCUGUGAACCUGUGGACGGUGUUUCUGUUUUCUGAAUGCCAUGUGAGAAUCUCAUGCUUCAGUAAAAGGAUGUUUUACUUCAUGUAUUUUUUUUUUAACCUGUUUUUUUGUUUUGUUUUCCAAUGGGUUUAAAGUUCAAAGUUCAUACUCUUUACGGUGGGACCUGCCUAACUACAUUCCUUUUCAAUGUGAUGAGCCUUUCUGUUGGGCCUGACCAUUUGUGCCAAACUGUAUGUACUCCUCUGUCAAUGCCUUGACUACAACGGUGCAUUCAAUGAAAAAGAGAAGGAAAUUGUUUUGUUUCUGGGUACUUUUCCUAUGACCUUGUAGAAAAACAAAAACAAUCUGUGUAUGAUUUCUGUCCCAAAUGCUUAUGGGUGCUGAUAUAAUUUUGCUACAGUUUACAAAAGGUUUUAGUCGUUUCUGAUUGGUUGGGGUCUUGCUCUCAUGCCUCGAUCCUAACACACACAUACACACACAGACACACUACCUUGUUGAGAGGCACCUCCCUCCAUAGCCAAACUCCUCACAGUCCUCGCUGAUCUCAGAUCAGUGAAAUGUGUCAACAGAGUAUUAUCAGGCCUCAAGACAUCUACUACAACAAGGUUGACGCCCACAACAGUCGACAGGCCUAUGCGUUUAUAACCACACCAUAUAAUCUCCAAUCUUCCUAGAAUUGCAACCAACAAAAAAAAACACACCAACAAAAAUAUAAAUUAAACAGCCAUUCAAAAAUAUACAUGACCAGGUGAUUCGUUGAAUCAUGGACCAUUUCUUUCAUCCACCUCUCUCUAGUUUAGCUUUGUGAAAUGCCACCAUAUGCGGCUUUCCUGUUUCUCUUAGCCUGAUUCCAAAUGGUUUGUAUGGGAUAAGAGAGAGGGGGAGGUAGCAGAUGUGUAGGGGGAUGUCAUAGCGAGGCCAUAUUUCACAGCUGCACAGACAGAAACCCAGCUCUAUGUCUGUCCCAGGCGCAACAUAUCUGCCCGAAAGCCGAUCCCAGUUCACAUACAGUCUGUUGGUCUCAGACAUUCCAUUAUCCUCGAUUGCACCUCGAGAGCUCUUUGGUUGGAGUCAAUUAUUAGUUAGCCAAAGCCCCGCCCUCUUCCCUCUCCACGCACACACUCAUCAUACCAUACACACACAUCACAUUAACAUCUGGAAUUCAAUUGCAUGCAUCCAAUGGCAUGUGGUGCAGAGAUUAUAUGUCAUUUGAUUCAAUGUUUUUCUUCCUGUUUGAUAGAACCAAAAGGUCUCUUAGAUGAACUCAGCUGCAGCACACGGCUGGGUGGGUGGGUGGGUGUAGUGAGUGGCUACGGCGUGGGGUGUAACUGGGUGUCCGAGAGGACAGGAUGAAUCUGAUGUUGGCUGUGCCUGAGCCCUAACCCACUCCUCCCAAUCCCUAGCGCCCGAUUGCUUUUCCAGCUUGGUGUAUCUACGCUGUGUGUCAGCUUGAAUCGCUUUCCCAGCCAGACGCACAUUCUUAUGCAAGAGCUCUAAAACCAGAGACGAUCCUUCAAGAAACUAGGGCGUUUCAUGCAUUGGAAAACAUCCCAGCUCCCAGCUAUAUUGUUCCAGAUAACAGGUUCCUUUUGAUUGGCAGUCUUAAUGUCACUGUUUCACAUGGUUUCUCACAGGUCAUUCCAAACAGCUUCCCUUACUCUUGAUUUGAGUACAUCUGUUGUUCGUUUUUCUCUCUCUCUCUCUCACACACACUAUAUUGUCCUCCUUUCCAGUCUUGUGUCAAUCGCAGUGCUUGGUGGAGUGUAUUCCUAGUUAGAAAGAUAAUCCCAGUCUGGAGAUUAUUACCACAUCCAGAGGCGUACAGCCCCCAACCCAUCCACCCCACACACACACCCUUUCCCUAAAAGAAAACCACCCAACGUCUUCUGGCCGUCUCUGGCUCCUCAUUAGCAAUCACUAUAAACUGUCGCCAUGUGCCAACUACCAACAUAUUCUACGACUCUAUAGAAACGCUGUGAGUGUCUGGUGCAUUUGGCUAGGCUUGUUACGAUAUGUAUGGCCACUAGGAUCUGUGUGUAGGUGACCCGGGAAACAAAGGCAUGUGUGUAUAGUUCAUUAUUCCUUCCACUGUAUAGUUUAGUAUAGUUUAGUGGCUCUGUGCAGAGGGAGUGCCUUUCCACCCCCAUCAUCAUGGUGCCAACAGCAGCCAAAUCACUGCACCUAUACCUGCUCCCGCCCCCCACCCCCUCGCCUCUCCUCACUGCACCCAUACCCCCUCCUCUUCCCCUAUCUGACACUGUCAAGUCAGCCUCAUAACCAGAUGUACAUGAACCCGUCUACGGGAAAGCUUCAGAAAAACAGGUCCAUUGUCACUUCCCCGUCCAAACAGCUGUUUCCACACACGGUUUACUGUGAGACAGCCAUUCUGCCUACACGUUGAUUUGUUUGUUAGGUUUUGGUUCCUUCGGUCUGUGGUGUUGUUUUCCACUCUUCUACUAAGUUGUCUCCACUUUUUUUUUAUAUAUAUUUUUUAAAACCCUUUGAAUUGAUGCUGCUUCUGUGCUUGACUGGGAUUCACUGCGUACGUGGGUGCCAUGCUGUCCACAGCAAUGGGCUCUAGAGCUUGUAACGCUUCAAUGUGUAAUGUUACCAUAUGCCUUACAUGUUUUCCAGGACUAAUAAAAAAAGCAUAACGGGAAGGAGAGAAAAAAGACCCGACCCUCGGA
This is a messenger RNA of Oncorhynchus kisutch (coho salmon), 7255 nucleotides long. Its product is annotated as synaptic vesicle membrane protein VAT-1 homolog. Lineage: Eukaryota; Metazoa; Chordata; Actinopteri; Salmoniformes; Salmonidae. The record is from RefSeq and is a predicted model, not a curated record. Gene Ontology annotation, biological process: negative regulation of mitochondrial fusion. Gene Ontology annotation, molecular function: oxidoreductase activity. Gene Ontology annotation, cellular component: mitochondrial outer membrane. The coding region runs from base 328 to 1752 and encodes 474 amino acids. The transcript is spliced from 6 exons.